Molecule: messenger RNA, 2062 nt
Organism: Hyposmocoma kahamanoa
Lineage: Eukaryota; Metazoa; Arthropoda; Insecta; Lepidoptera; Cosmopterigidae
Exons: 2
Coding region: 326-1495 (389 amino acids)
Biological process (GO): positive regulation of Notch signaling pathway
Cellular component (GO): nucleus
Source: RefSeq, a predicted model, not a curated record
AGAUAUACAGUUACAGCGACACAAAUACAAACCAACUACAAUAAUUAAUUAGCGAGAGGCGAAAGUUAAAAAAUUUUGAAUUCAGAAUAUAAAAAAGAUAGGAACUAUGAAGAUUUAGCUUAAUGUAUUUUAUUCCGAUGCCGUAAAAUCAAAAUGCAAAAAAGCAAAUAUGGCAAAUAUUGUCUGCAAGCCAUUGACUAAUGGUGCAAGCCAUUGACUUACAAUUAUAGUGCAAGCCGAUCAUCAUUCAUAAAUUCAUGAAGAUUAAAAACGAGUGCAUUUAUGAAGUUUGUGAGGUCAGAUUUGGUUUGUAUCAAAAUCAAUAAUGCUCGAUCUUUGGAAUGACUCUUCUAUAUUACCGCCUCCAAUAAACACGUCACCCCGUGACGGUAAAGUUGAUGUAAAGCAACUAAAUUAUACCAGCAAGAGUAUUAUAAAGGUUUUAUCAAAACAAUCACCGCUUCAUAGAGAAGCGGCUAUACUCUCCAGGUUUCUCUACAAAUUUGACAAAAAAUUUCGCAACGACAUCGGCUAUAGAAACCUGAAGAAAGUAAAUACUGCACUGAGGAGAUACUUAGUUCUAAACUUUUUGAAAGAUGUUGAAACUUUUGCUUCAGUCUUGCCCAAAGAUGUGGAAGAAAUUUACUUACCUACGAGACAGAUGUUGGAGUAUAUUCUGUUAAGAUUGAUUACAUUUACAAAGAUAAUGCUUAGAGUGAGUAUAUGUUCCAAACAAGCAGCUAUUUUCUACUUGAACAGAGUCAAACGAGGAGAAAAUCAUUGGAUGUCUUUAAUGCCCUAUGCUCUGGUCAGCAGGAUAUGGUCAAUGAGUGUUGUUCUAGUACAACAUUCUUGUAAUUGGUAUUCAAAUCUGUUCCCUUUCCGUAACCAACUAAAAUUCAAAGGUUUGCCCUUUUUGCCUGAAAGUUACAACCUCCCUACAGAUUUAGAAAAAUGGCUUGAUUUAAAAAAUAUGGAAAACUUUGGUAGGUUUGAAUGGUCUCAGCAGAAAACGAUAAACUUUGAGUCUUUGAUCAUAGAAGAUAAUAAUGGAGAUACAGUUGAGAAUAUUAUGAAAUAUGUAGAAUAUGUUAAUAAGGAUGAUAGCCUUGAAGAAAAGUUUGAGCAAGAAAACACAGUAAAACUUAAUGACAGUGAAUCUUUUAAAGUUCCAACAGAUAAAACCGUGGACCAUGGUGAGGUGAUAUCAAGAGAUGCCUUCAAAAAGUUGUUUAAACCAACUGUUGCAGUAGUUGAAAUCCACCAUUAUGCUGAGAGAGUAACCAACAAAGAUACUCUUCAACAGUUUAUUAAUACAGAAGAGAAACUGAGAAAUGAAGAGAAUGGCCUAUCACUGACAAGCCAUCUCAGUUUUAUGCAAUGGCAAGCGCUAAAAACUCCCCUAGUCUCAUUACUAGGGUCCUUGUCUAAUAACAGGAAAAUAGAAAAGAAAUUCCUAAAGGUUUGGAAAGAAAAAUGCUUAGAUUAUAAAUAAAAUGACCAAAUAUUGUUAAACUUUUAUAUUUUUUUUUACAAAUAAAUAUUAUGUACAUAAGUAUAAGUACAGCACCAUUUCCAUAGAUAAUCAUUAUGAAACAAAAUGCAGUUUUUCAAUAAAAGCAAAUCAUCAGGUACUUGCAAAUAAUCAACAAAUUACUGUACAAAAGUUUUAUAAUUAUGCUGCCACAUAAAGGGAUAAUUAUAAUGCUUAUCUCUUAUACCCAUUUAUUAGUUGGCCAGACAUAAAUACAUAUGUAUGUAAAUUAACUAUUAUCUUAGUAAAAAAUUUACUGCGUUGAUUCUCGCAAUUUUUGAACAAAAUUAACACAUUCACCAUCCCCAUAAUUUUUUUUAAAUACCCUACAUCCAGCAGUGCUUAAAUAUUUUUUGGGUCUGCGUUAUAUAUCUUAUUUAAGUGGCUCUAGCUUGGAUAAAUGGAACAAAAAUAAUUUAACAAUUUUAUCCCGACACAAUUGGAGAGAAUGAUGAUAUUCAAUCAGUGCAAGAGAAAAUUGUCAAGGCUGUUAUCACGUUACCUCAUACAUCACACCUCGACUACAUA